Epithele typhae is the source of this 6120-nucleotide messenger RNA. RefSeq names its product ribosome 60S biogenesis N-terminal-domain-containing protein. The transcript is spliced from 15 exons. Bases 1 to 6120 code for a protein of 2039 amino acids. The record is from RefSeq and is a predicted model, not a curated record. Gene Ontology annotation, cellular component: nucleolus. Lineage: Eukaryota; Fungi; Basidiomycota; Agaricomycetes; Polyporales; Epitheliaceae. Gene Ontology annotation, biological process: maturation of LSU-rRNA from tricistronic rRNA transcript (SSU-rRNA, 5.8S rRNA, LSU-rRNA); maturation of 5.8S rRNA from tricistronic rRNA transcript (SSU-rRNA, 5.8S rRNA, LSU-rRNA).
AUGCCUGUUCGCGAACAGCACCCUCCUAAAAAGCGCAAGGUCGAGCAAUCCUCCAAGCAGUCACACCGAUAUGCGUCCGCCUCGGAGGUCAGACGCGUCUUCAAAGCCCAGAGCGAGAGCGGGCUCAUAGAAGGCCUCACUGCUCUGCGAAAUCAACUCACUAUCCGACCGGACGAGUCAAUCGUCGCCGUCAACGACGAACGCCUAGUCCUUGCGAAGGAGUGGCUGGAAGAGGACCCGGGGGCGCAGGAGUUAUUUGCGAUAUGGGAGAGCACUACUUCGAGACAAACUUCACUACUCGCAGUCGUUGUCGGGCUGCUCUCUGCCGUGGUCACCCUCCUGUCGACCCACUACUCCUACCAUUCAUACGCGCAACCUAUCCUCCGGUCCCUUCUCUCGCAGCAAUGGACGCAGCAGCUGAACAUGUAUGUCUCCGGGCAACACACCGAGCUCGUGUUGGUAUCGCUCAAGCUUUACAACGCGUUGUCGAACUUCGCGGGAGGACGCGAACGGAAGGCGGUUUUAGAUGCGUUUCCUUGGGAGAUGAAGUCCCUCCCAAAACUCCUCCAUAUGCGGCGCCGAACGAAGGAAGGACAUGAUGCGGAUACGCUUGCACGACCUGACAUCAGGACUUUGUACAUCCUCCUCGUUCUGUCGUUCAUCGACACCACUACACCUUCAUCUGUCAAGGCUGUCUUUCUUGAACAACACCGCGAUGCAUUCACGUCAAUGUUCAAGAAUGUCUGGCAAGACUCAUACGCCGUGGUCAGACGCGUCCUGGAGAUCUGCUGGUCGGGGCUUUGGUCGGACCACAAGCUCAAGCGGACGCUGAAGAUCCAAGUGUUCAGCGAGGCCACGCUCUCCCAGCUCACCAAAAUAUACGACCGUAACGUGCCGGAGAAUUCAGAUGCCGAGUCUAUCCCCGCCGAUGUCGUACACCACUUCCUUCUCGCCCUCUGCAGCCGACCAGGUGUUGGACUCUGUUUCCAAGAUCGCGGGUGGUACUCCCGGGAGACCGAGCCUGAAGUUAACGCUGCUGAGGGUUCGCAAGACGGCCCGUUGAAGGGCAGCAAGAUCUACAACAAAAUCCUCGCGAACGUCCUGAAAACCCUCAGAGUGAACGAAGACCCGCGGCAGCAGGAACUCGCGCUCAAGAUCCUCGCGGCGUGCCCGGAACUCGUCGCAGGCUACUGGCCGAGCGCGGGGCUCGCGCUCGAGCCGCGCCUGUCGUCCAAAUGGCUCGCCAACAUCGCGCUCUUCGGCGCCGUCGUCUCCCUCCCCGUGCCCACCGCCUCGUUCUUCCUCGCGGAAAGCGGGAGCAGCAGCACGUCGCUGUACCAGCCGACCCCACCAGCGCUCGGGGCGAUCGUCGACAACAUUCUCCCCACGGCGAACAUUAAGACGCACUUGUCGCGCGGGCUGCAGGCGGCGUCGCCCCUGGUGCAGCACGCGAGCGCGCUCGCGCUCGCGAAGUGCUUGCUCAAGUACGAGCGGGUCGUCCAGGCGUUCCAGGAGGUCGAGCGCGCGCUCGAGGAAGACGAGGAAGACGGACUUUGGGCGCGGCGGAGGCGGGAGGUCGAGCGCGAGGUCAGGAAGAGGGUUCCGGAUUUCCAGGUCAUCGUCGGCUUCUCUCAACGUCAAAACGAUCACCAGCCCGCGACGGACAAGGAGGGUCUGGAGCAGCACAAAGCGACUCUCCCUAACCCGACGAGGACUGCUCUGCUCUCGGAGAGUGCGUACAGACUACUCUGGCUGUAUCAUCGGCUGCUCCCUUCGGUAGUGGCGGAGGCGCGGUUCGAUGCAGGAAAGUUGCUUCAGGCCAUCGAGGAGAUGCUGUCGCAAAGCGCGGUUACAAGCGGGACUGGGGGCUUGGACACCCUUCGGCAACUACAUGUGCUUCGACUCCUCAAGGAGAGUGAGCAUUUCACCUGGUCUGGGAAAUCUGGCUCAAAACACAGCAACUUCCACAUCCUCCUCAAAGCCUACAUAAUCACCCCCACUCCCGCCGUCCGCGCGGUCAUCGUUGCCCUCCUACGCCACAUCCUCGCUCCUGGCGUCCUCUUCCAACACGACCCCGACGAGAUCGCACUGUGGCUCGAGUGUCUCCCCCGCACUCGGCGUGCCCCCGGCGCACAAUCCCCUGACGGCGUUCCCCUCACGGACGAAGGGGAUGCCGUGAUCGCGUUCCUGGACGACUGCGUGCAGCGCUGCGUCAAGACGCCGUACAAGUACGUCGAGGACCUCCAGCAGGCCGCAGGCGCGGGCUCCAUCGGGCUCCGCCCGGACGCGGCGCCGAGCCCCCUGCUCGCGACGGUCGUUGAGCAGCUCGGCGCGAAGCUCGGGGUGCAGCGGCUCGCCCCGGCGGACGCGCUCGCGCUGUUUGCGUUCGCCAGGAAGCUCCUCGUCGCGCUCGCGAGCAAGUGCGCGGAUCUGGGGGUGGUGAGGGCGUAUGCGAGCCGGAUGGCUGGGCUCGUCGAGGGGAAGGGGGUGUUUGCGGAGCACCCGAGCAUCCAGAAGGCGGUUGAGCGUGAGGCGGAGUUGGCUGGGGCGUGGCCGGAACGGAUUUGUUGCGCGGAGGAGUCUGAGGCGGCACCCGUCAGCCCGGCGGUGCAGGAGUUCUUGGUGAGGGUCGCGGAGUUGCCGCAACUCGAUUCUGAGGACGGACGGAAGAUCGCUGCAUAUGAGCUUGUGGACUGGCUGCGGCUCGUCAACCCGAAGUUGCAUCCUUCUGAGCUCGCCCGGCUCGCCCUCGCGGUCGAAAAACUCCAUCCUCCCGCAUUGCAAGAGCUGUUCCAGUAUGUCGACCCUCGGCAAGUGUCUAUAUGGGAUGCGGCGGCCAACGUGGACGACUUCACGCGCAUUGUUCGAUGUAUCAACUUCAACGUACAAAGCGCCCACUGUACGGGCUCCCUCGCGGGGGACGACUCCGUCAGGGUAUCGCUGACAGAAAGCAUCUUUGGCGGGCGGCCUGACGACGUCAGCAUAGCGCGCGCCACGCGUCUCGUAUUGCACAAGCUGGCAUAUUGCGCAACUUCUGGCUCCUCGCGAAAUUGGCUCCGUGUAUUGGCCGACAUCAUGAAAGCUCUUAUCGGCGCGCGUAUUGCCGACGCUUGCCAAGCCAUCGUAUCCUGCUUGGAGUCAGAAGUCUUGAAGGGAUUAUGUUCGCGACCUCAAGACGCGGUCGUCAGAAAAGGUCUCGAUUAUGUUCUAGAGGCAUGUUUCAAGCCCGAGCAUGAAGAUGUCUCUCGACUCUUCUCCGAGGUCACUGGCCAAUGGGUGCUUCUUGUUCGCAGUGGUAUCGAGAAUCUCUCUGAAGAUGAGCGAGAAACGGCACUGCUUUGGUUCAAAUACCUCGGAGCGAAGGAAGCUUCAGCGUUGUUGGACUGUUUUGCAGAUCGCGCUCAACACUCAAGCGCCUCGACCACUCUCGAUUUCACAAGCGAGGUACUCCAUGUUACCGCCGACAGCCUCUUACGGGAAGCGGAUGUGAUCACUGGCGCACUCCCUACUUUCUGUCGCCUGCAAGGCUUCCUGCCACAGUCAGAGGAACUGUGGACGCUAGUGGCCGCGGGAUGUUCCAGCUCUCUCCCCCUCGCCUACGACGGGCACCUCCCUACUCCCUUCUCCGAUGAUCCCAUCUCGUCGGUUGUACCAGGCGCCAGCAAGAGAUGGUCCCUCCGCUUGCAGCCCAUCCCUUCCCUCGACAUCUCUGGCAUCUUAGGAAGCGAUCGCUUAUCCGGGGUGGGCGUUGACAUUGUCACCAACCUGCUCUAUCGUCAAGCUGCCGCCCGCUCCGCCGUCUCCACAUGGCUCGCCUCUCCAGCAUCUUCAUCCUGCAGCACUACCCACCUUGUGAGGAUCAUACAUGCGUACUAUGACUGCGCACACGAGAGGGCGGACGACGCUCUUCCAUCCUCCCACUUAUCUCGCGUCGUCAAGGUCGUUUCCGAAGCCCGACAUCCACACGCCGUCCGUUCGAUGGCUGCGGAAUGCAUCGCAGCGGCGGUUGUGAUGUCUCCGUCGACUCGGGCCAAGUACCUCAAACUUCUCGGGAAGGAGCUGGCAACAGUGGACCCAGAGAAGCUUACGCAGUACAGCCUGUCGGUCGCUCAGAGAUUGAUGGAACAGCUCGGUACGGAGUGUGCUGGUCUCGCGGAGCAGAUGAUCGACCUCGGACUCAAAUGGGCGGUUCGGACUUUGGGAGACAAAGAGUCUGCCUGCACAAACGGGUCGUCGUCCUCGAUGCUAUCGCUCUUGGGCUCGCUGAUUCAGACCAAAGUCGCUGUGAAGGACCAUUUGGCAGAACCGGUGAUCGCUGCCGUCAUCCAAGAUCGCUUCUCUCACCUAGAGGGACUUCGAUUUUCUCGGCUUCUGGUUUUGUCCACUCAUUUCAAGCCAGCUACGGCGAACAAGUUCCUCCAGACGGUCAUCCAGCACUCCAAGUUCUACGAAAACUGUGCAGCAACGACUCGUUCGGCCGUGCCUUCACCCCGCGACGACGUCAUUCGCUUGCUUCAUACACUUUUCCAUCUGCAUCCGUCAAAUGCCUGCCAAACAAGUCAUAUUGAGCCCCUCAAGAGGGUGUAUGGCGGUACACUUGGGGCGACAGAUCUGCGCAUCCUGUCCAUUUUCCAACUCUUCGAAACCACUCGGAAGACGUCAACGGCCUCCUUGUUCGCAAAAUGGUCUCCAUCCGUGGACGGAUCCUCGGAGAACGCUUUUGAGGCCAUCCAAAACCUCGAUCCCAGCCGGGUGCUGAAGACGUGUCUAGAGUUCCCAGACGCGCGGAAGAUGACUGGAGACGAUGAAGCCCCAUUACCAAUGAACGAAGCGUUGUAUGACCCCGUCUUUGUUUUGUUGCUCUUCGCGCAGAUGCUUUCGGAUAGCGCCCCGUCAUCCGCACUGCAAUGGGUCCAGUUCUUCCGCACCAACGUCGCCAGUCUGUUGAUGCGGGCCCUCUCCGCGAAGGACACCUUGAUGCGGGACGUAGCAUGGGCCCAAGUGGCUGCCCUCUAUCGAGCACUUGAGAACGCGGACAUGCAAGAGAAGCCACACGUUCUGCACAUCCUCAAUCUACUUAAGGAUCUCACCUCAUCGACCCCCUCGGCGGACGAAGCCCCCCGACUGCCCGCAUACACCACCCUUCUCCUCGCCCAUGCGUUCCGCGCACUCUUCUACCCCUCUAAUUUCAUCUACCCCCUCACCGCGCGUUUCCUCUUGCAGCGCCCAACCCUCGAUCCGACCGACGUUCCGAUGUUGUACGGCAUGCUCUACAGCGCCUCUGACGACUGGAAGAAGGAGCGGGCGUGGAUCGUGCGCUUCCUUAGCGAUGGCAUCGUCGGCACAGACGAGUGGCGGAUUCUCAAGCGGAGACAUACGUGGGACCUACUUGCGAGCUUGUUCCAGAGCGAGGAACGCGAUCGGACGUUGAGGCGCGGAGUGCUCGAGGUUCUCGCCAACGUGACGUCCCAUGCGCGAGCGGCCGCGUCACUCGUCCUGCGGCAUGCGCUGCUGGCUUGGAUCGAAAUGCAGUUGCAGACGCUGCGGAGCGAAGAGGCGAUCGCGUGGGCGAGGAUCCUCGAGAACGUCCUGGCUGUCGUGGACGCUGUGAAGAUGGAGGCGGCGACCAGUGGCGAGUGGCGUGUCACUACUGGUCGCUGCCUCGAGAUUAUCCUCAACCAUCAAGGGUGUACACGAACGGUCUUUGUUGCAGCGGUUCCUGUGCUGCUGAGGCUCUCGCUCCUCCCCGGCCCUGCACUCUCUCGUCUGCCCUCCCUGCUGCGCGCGUCCGUGCGCCGGCUCUCGGAGAUGGAAACCGACGUCUCAGUUCCGCCACCCGGACACAUCUCGUCGAAAUUCGACCCGACACCCGCGUCGACGUCCGUGCGCGUCCACCGCUCUCACCGCCUUUUCGAAGCCGACGACGCGCCGACGAUCCAAGUCUGGGGCGAGUGCACGGAGGCGCUCUGGCGCGCGUCGAUGGCCUGCGCGUCGAAGACGGGGGAGUGGGACGCGCUGUCGUCCCGGUUGUUGGUGUGGCGGGCGGUGGCAGGGCCGGGAGGGAGCGCGACGGGGGAGUGGGCGAGGCGAGAGGUGGUGGGGAGUCUGCAUCUGGGUUGA